CUACUCUCUCCACUUUGUCGUGUACUAGUUGUUCGAAGUUGGAGUCAUGAGCACUACUUUAGUUAGUUGAAGAUGGAGAUUUUGUUUUUGAACAAAAGACUGUUUUCAGUGCUUCUAGUGGAGGACGUGCUGAAUUAUGUCUCGUGUUCUUUUUUCGAGCGAAGAGUCGCUGCCACUAUGACUCGGUUCGCGUUGCUACUGAAUUCAGAGCGAAGAUAGGAUUUUCGUCGGCGGUUCGACGUGAUUGUAUUCGGUUAUUACAGCACCACCAAUGGGGAGAAUUGUCCAACGAGUACUAGGCGAGGUACUGAAUGAAAGUCUCAAUCGACUUAGGUAGGUUUCUUUCGGGAAAUAAGAACGCAAUUUUGUGAGUUGAAACCUCAGCUAGUAGUUAUAGCAAAGUCAGCAGCACGCUACGCGGGGUUGCCCUGGUGGCUGCUCCGUGCAACAAGAGUGCUUCCAAAAUCCUUAGAGAUGCACUAUCACUGCUUCGAUUAUGUUGAUCUCCUUGUCGAGGUAUAUGUCGCGGCAAAUUGUCCUUGUCUUUUCCUUGAGUCCUCACAGGCAGGCGAGUUGUUGAGCCACAAAGAAGGCUACAGAGAAUCAAAAUGCUAAUCCUGUCGGGUCGAGACUUCAGGGUUGUUUCCGUGUCGGCCGAAGUCCAGCCUGCGGAAACGAAAAACGAUACAACACCCUUCUGCCGCGGAGACAAAAACGCAGCUGAGUUGCGACGUGUCCUUUCGUUUCUUUAAGGAUAUCGCGACUGCUAGGUCUUCUGUCGCCAGUUGUUCCUCUAAAUCUUCAUGUCGACGAAGGUCCCGUCCUGCUUGAGUCGUGUCCUUCACCUUCUUUCGGUGUACUAUAAUAAUGUCAUGUCAUGGCGCUUCUUUUAUAGCAUUACGCAUCCAUGUAGGAGGCCAUUCAGUGAAAAGGUACUAUAACAGAUGUGAGCCAGCAUCUCACAUCAUCACAUUGAGAAGUAUCGAUUAUCCACCUUGAUUGUAUUCACAACAUCAAGAUCAACUACAGAGGACAAAGCUGCCAGGCUUUUUGGCAAAAGCUGAAAGGCUCCUGAUGCCCAUAACCUGCACUAGGACGUACGCAGAACUGCUGUUGGUCGCUCGAACGAAAGUGUAGUACAUGUGAAGGAUCAUCAACCUAAGCACAAUGGUUGUGGUUCAGUAACUUCUGGUUCAUGGCAU
Amoebophrya sp. A25 is the source of this 1202-nucleotide messenger RNA. NCBI's taxonomy places the organism in Eukaryota, Dinophyceae, Syndiniales, Amoebophryaceae. The record is from the annotation of a GenBank genome assembly.